AUGGAGACAUCUGGUUCUGAUCCUGUUCGGUCCAGUUCUGAUGAGAGUGUGAGAAUGGGGCUUUUGCUGUUUCUGUUGAGCCUCAGCUCCUUAGCUCUGAGCUACGCUGUCGGCGGGCACGUGUGCAUAACGGGUCAUGACAGUGGACCAGUGUUUGAAGAGCAGCCCAGCAGUGUGGUCUACCCAGAGGGACUCAGUGAGGGCAAAGUCACUCUCAACUGCCAGGCUAGAGCCAGUCCUGCUGCUACGUACAGCUGGCGCGUCAAUGGUACAGACGUCCCUGUAGGUGACCCCCGGUACACGCUGGUAGCCGGUAACCUGGUGAUCAGCGGUCCCCAGUUCGGCCGUGAUGGAGGCUCCUACCAGUGUCUGGCCAUCAACCGCUGUGGCACCAUACUCAGCCGGGCCGCCAACCUCAAAUUCGGCUACCUUCAUGACUUCCCUGGGGAAGGGAGGAGCCCACAGACGGCUUACGAGGGAGCAGGUGCCUUCCUGGCCUGCCAGCCCCCCGCCCACUACCCAGCUCUUUCCUACCGCUGGUUCGUUAGCGAGUUUCCUAGCUUCAUGAAGCCUGACGGGGGUCGGUGGUUCGUUUCCCAGGUAACGGGCAACUUGUACCUGGCCAAGGCGGAGCCUAACGAUACAGCAAGUUACUUCUGCUUCACCACCAUCAACAUGGACAUUAGCACCAAGAGUACCUUCAGCAAGGCUAACCAGCUCACCGUGCAGCCAAAUGCCAACGCCAGGAAGUCAGCUCCUGCUAUCAAAGUGGGUUUCCCAGCAGAGACGUAUGCCCUGACAGGACACACUACGCAGCUUGAAUGCUUCGCCUACGGAAAUCCCGUCCCAAAGCUCCGUUGGAGGAAGGUGGAUGGUCUGUUGCCGUCUAAGGCCGGGGCUAGUGCAGAGGGACCCAUCCUCACACUGCCUGAGAUGACCUUCCAUGAAGAGGGGGUGUAUGAGUGUGAGGCCUACAACUCUGAGGGCCGCGACACACAACAAGGACGCAUCACCGUGCAAGCACAGCCAGAGUGGCUGCAGGUGAUGAGUGACUCUGAGGUGGAGAUCAGCUCUGAGCUGCACUGGACUUGUGUUGCAGCAGGCAAACCAAGACCCUCCAUACGCUGGCUACGCAAUGGACAGCCCCUUAGCACACAGGACCGAGUGGAGGUCAAUGGGGGUCGUCUGAAGGUCAUCAACCUGGCCCUGGAGGAUUCUGGGAUGUAUCAGUGUGUGGCUGAGAACAAACACGGCACCAUCUACUCCAACGCCGAGCUGCGGGUGCAAGUCCAAGUCCCAGACUUCCGCUCCAACCCGGUGAGGAGGCUGGUCCCAGCAGCCCGAGGAGGGCAGGUGAUGAUGGAGUGUCGGCCGCGAGCCGCCCCCAAACCCACCCUGUUCUGGAGCCGCGGUACUGAGCUCCUUACCAACAGCAGCAGGGUGACAGUGACUCCAGACGGGAUGCUGCGGAUCCACAACAUCAGCAGGGCCGAUGAGGGGAAGUAUACCUGCUUUGCUGAGAACUACCUGGGCAAGGCCAACAGCACUGGACACCUGUCUGUUAGAGAUGCCACUAAGAUCACCUUGGCUCCCUCUAACGCUGACAUCAACCAGGGGGAGAACGUCACGCUGCAGUGUCACGCUUCACAUGACCCCACCAUGGACCUCACCUUCACCUGGGCUCUCAACGGAGCUCUGCUGGACCUGGAGGACCCCGGCGGACCGUACCACCGUGUGGAGGGGAAGGAGACCGUAGGUGACCUGUUGAUAGUGAGUGGUCAGCUGAGUCAGGCAGGUACAUACAGCUGUACAGCUCAGACCGUGGUGGACAGCGCCUCAGCCUCCGCUAAACUGGUGGUCAGAGGUCCCCCGGGACCUCCCGGCGGUUUGGUGGUGAAGAACGUUGCCGCGACGUCGGUGGAGUUGCGGUGGAGUCGUGGCUAUGACAACCACAGCCCCAUCGGGAAGUAUGUUAUCAUGGGUCACUCUCCGCUGUCUCCUGGUUGGAAGAGGAUGAGGACAGACCCAUCUAACAUUGAAGGCAAUGCUGAGUCGAUUCGUGUGGUUGGCCUGUUGCCAUGGAUGGACUAUGAGUUCCAGGUCAUCGCCAGUAACAUCCUGGGCAGUGGAGAGCCUAGUAUGUCCUCUCACACCAUACGCACCCAGCAAGCAGCUCCCACAGUGGCCCCUAGUGGACUAGGUGGAGGAGGAGGAGACCGCAACGAACUCAUCAUCACCUGGACGCCCAUGGCCAGAGAGUACCAGAACGGAGAUGGCUUCGGUUACAUCCUGGCAUUCCGGAAGCAGAACUCUCCGACGUGGGUGGUGGAGCGUGUUUCCAAUGUGGAGUCGUCUCGCUACGUUUAUUCCAACCAGAGCCUGUCUCCCUACUGCCUCUUUGAGGUGAAGAUCAAAGCCUACAACCGUAAAGGAGAGGGUCCCUUCAGCCAGAUCGCUGUGGUGCACUCUGCAGAAGAGGAGCCCACGGUGGCGCCCUCGAGGAUCAAUGCAACGGCUCUGACAGCGUUCGAGAUGCAGGUAUCGUGGGACCCCAUCCAACAUCUCAGCACCAACGGUAUCCUCCAAGGAUACGAGAUCCGGUACUGGCGUCAGCAUGAGCGGGAGGCGUCUGCAGACCGUGUGCGUACAGCUGGGCUUGAGACCACGGCUCGCGUGGUGGGACUGAGACCCAGCACCCGGUACCAUGUUACCGUAAUGGCCUACAACAGCGCUGGCACUGGACCAGCCUCACCCAGAACCACUGUCACUACCAGGAGACCACCUCCUAAUCGUCCCCCUGGCAACGUGUCCUGGAAGACUGAUGGCUCAUGGGUAACUGUUAGGUGGGAUCAUGUCAAGACCCUGGACAAUGAAUCAGCCGUACUGGGUUACAAGGUCCUGUACAAGCACGAGGGCCAGUCUGCUCUGAAGGUUCUGGACAAGGGGAAGACGUCUGUGACCCUGCCCCUACCCAAAGACAAUGGCUACGUGGUCCUGGAGAUACGCUCCUGGGGGGAGGGAGGCGACGGAGCCGCUCAAGAGACCAUCGUCUCCCGAGACUCAGGAACUGGAAUGAUGGUGCAGAACCAGGCGGGAUCCCCAUGGUCCAAUCAUGCUCCUCUCCUGCUCACCGCCACACUCUCCAUCACUCUCAUUGGCUUACUGGACCUGUGA
Molecule: messenger RNA, 3174 nt
Organism: Salvelinus namaycush (lake trout)
Lineage: Eukaryota; Metazoa; Chordata; Actinopteri; Salmoniformes; Salmonidae
Product: contactin-2-like
Exons: 22
Coding region: 1-3174 (1057 amino acids)
Biological process (GO): cell-cell adhesion; brain development
Molecular function (GO): cell-cell adhesion mediator activity
Source: RefSeq, a predicted model, not a curated record